Messenger RNA from Glycine soja, 4053 nucleotides. Its product is annotated as ubiquitin carboxyl-terminal hydrolase 13-like. Bases 192 to 3554 code for a protein of 1120 amino acids. Gene Ontology annotation, cellular component: nucleus; cytosol. Gene Ontology annotation, biological process: protein deubiquitination; regulation of protein stability. The transcript is spliced from 32 exons. Lineage: Eukaryota; Viridiplantae; Streptophyta; Magnoliopsida; Fabales; Fabaceae. The record is from RefSeq and is a predicted model, not a curated record. Gene Ontology annotation, molecular function: cysteine-type endopeptidase activity; cysteine-type deubiquitinase activity; protein binding.
ACGAAAUUCCUGAAACGUCCUAUUCUUCCGUGCGCGAGCGAGCAACCCUUCUCACUAAAAAAGUCACGGUUUUUGCUUCUUCACAUUGCUCACUCUCACUCACUAAAUAUAUAUACACUCUCUUACACUCCAAUUUUUUCUGUCUAUGAAUUUCUUUCUUUUCUGCGUCUUUUCCUUCUUUCAGCACAACAAUGACUCUCAUGACUCCUCCUCCAAUGGAUCAGCAACAGCAGCAGCAGGAGCACGAUGAGAUGCUGGUUCCUCGCUCUGACCUGCCUGAAGGUCCUCAACCUAUGGAAGCCCAAGCAGAAAUCCCAAGUACAGUGGAUGCUCCAACAGUGGAUGCUCCAACAGUGGAUGAUACACCAACUGCAAAAUUCACUUGGACCAUUGACAAUUUUUCUAGUAUUUCCCAAAAACUAUUUUCUGACAUUUUCUGUGUAGGGGGCUAUAAGUGGCGGAUACUUAUAUUUCCAAAGGGAAAUGGUGCUGGCCAUCUGUCAAUGUAUAUAGAUGUUGCAGAUUCAGCUACAUUGCCCUAUGGUUGGAGUAGAUAUGCCCACUUCAACUUGACUGUUGUUAAUCAAAUUCAUAGUAAAUAUUCAAUAAGAAAAGAUUCACAACAUCAGUUCAAUGCACGUGAGAGCGACUGGGGUUUCAUUAAUUUCAUGCCACUUGCUGAAUUGUAUGAUCCUGCUAGAGGUUAUCUUGUGAAUGAUACAUGCAUAGUUGAAGCUGACAUUUCUGUGCGUAAAGAUAUGGAUUGGUCAUAUGAUUCAAAAAAGGAAACUGGUUAUGUUGGACUGAAAAAUCAAGGAGCUACAUGUUAUAUGAAUUCUCUGCUUCAAACAUUGUACCACAUUUCUUAUUUCCGAAAGGCUGUGUACCAUAUGCCCACGACUGAAAAUGAUAUGCCAUCAGUGAGCAUCCCUCUGGCAUUACAAAGUUUGUUUUACAAAUUGCAGUAUAGUGACACUAGUGUGGCAACGAAAGAGUUAACAACGUCUUUUGGAUGGGAUACAUAUGAUUCGUUCAUGCAGCAUGAUGUCCAAGAGCUUAAUAGGGUUCUUUGUGAAAAGCUAGAAGGCAAAAUGAAGGGAACUGUUGUGGAAGGCACUAUACAGCAAUUGUUUGAAGGACACCAUAUGAACUAUAUUGAAUGCAUAAAUGUGGAUUAUAAAUCAACAAGGAAAGAAUCAUUUUAUGAUCUUCAGCUUGAUGUCAAAGGCUGUAAGGACGUAUAUGCUUCUUUUGAUAAGUAUGUGGAAGUGGAACAACUUGAGGGUGAUAACAAGUAUCAUGCUGAGCACUAUGGUUUACAGGAUGCUAGGAAGGGUAUGUUGUUCAUUGAUUUCCCACCUGUUCUUCAGCUUCAGUUAAAACGGUUUGAGUACGAUUGUACGCGAGACACUAUGGUAAAGAUCAAUGACCGCUAUGAGUUCCCCUUGCAACUAGAUCUUGAUAUGGAUAAUGGGAAAUAUCUAUCUCCUGACGCAGACAGAAGUAUUCGCAAUUUUUAUACACUUCACAGUGUUUUGGUUCACAGUAGUGGGGUGCAUGGCGGACACUACUAUGCUUACAUUAGGCCAACACUAUCAAAUCAGUGGUUUAAAUUUGACGAUGAGCGAGUAACAAAAGAAGAAUCCAAGAGGGCUUUGGAAGAACAGUAUGGUGGUGAAGAAGAGUUACCUUGUAUAAAUCCUGGCUUCGACCACUCUCCUUUUAGAUUUACAAAACACUCGAAUGCAUAUAUGCUUGUCUAUGUACGUGAGAGUGACAAGGAUAAAAUAAUUUGUAAUGUGGACGAGAAGGACAUUGCUGAACACCUUAGAAUGAGAUUAAAGAAAGAACAAGACGAAAAAGAGCUGAAGAGGAAGGAGAAGGCUGAGGCUCACUUGUACACCACCAUAAAGGUUGCUUGUGAUGAAGAUCUACGUGAACAGAUUGGAAAUAAUAUACACUUUGAUCUUGUGGAUUAUGAUAAAGUACGAAGUUUUCGUGUUCAAAUACACAUGCCUUUUAUGGUUUUCAAGGAAGAAGUUGCCAAAGAGUUCGGCAUACCCAUCCAGUAUCAACGUUUUUGGUUGUGGGCAAAGCGCCAAAACAACACAUAUAGGCCAAAUAGAACACUGACACCUCAGGAAGAAGCACAAUCAGUUGGACUGCUAAGAGAAGUUUCCACUAAAGCAAAUAAUGCAGCGCUGAAGUUAUUUUUGGAACUAGAAAUGGGGCAGGAUUUGCGGCCUAUUCCUCCUCCAGAGAAGUCAAAAGAGAAUCUCUUGCUUUUCCUUAAACUUUAUGAACCUUCAAAUGAGAAGCUUCGGUAUGUUGGGCGACUUUUUGUGAAUAGUAGUGGGAAGCCAGAAGAUAUACUGGUAAAACUAAAUGAAAUGGCCGGAUAUGAUCCUGAUCAAGAUAUAGACAUGUUUGAGGAGAUCAAGUUUGUGCCUAAUGUCAUGUGUGAACGGGUUGACAAGAAAUCCACAUUCCGUGAGAGUCAGCUUGAGGAUGGUGAUAUUAUUUGCUUCCAAAAGUCCUCCCCCCAAACUGGAAGCGGAGAGCGAUAUCGCUAUCCAGAUGUUCCUUCUUUCUUGGAAUAUGUGCAUAACCGUUUGGUUGUUCGCUUUAGGACUUUGGAGAAACCAAAGGAGGAUGAAUUUAGUCUUGAGCUGUCAAAGCUUGACUCCUAUGACAAUGUUGUUGAAGAAGUUGCUCAACAUAUUGGUUUGCAUGAUCCUUCUAAAAUUAGACUCACAUCUCAUAACUGCUACUCCCAGCAACCUAAAGCACAGUCUAUCAAGUUCCGAGGAAUGGAACAUUUGACAGACAUGCUAAUUCACUCUAAUCAGACUUCUGAUAUUCUAUACUAUGAAGUAUUGGAUAUCCCUCUGCCAGAAUUGCAAUGCCUAAAAACUCUUAAAAUUACUUUCCAUCAUGCUACCAAGGAUGAAGUUGUGAUUCAUACUAUUAGAUUACCGAGACAUAGUACUGUGUCAGAUGUAAUUAAUGAUCUUAAAUCAAAGGUAGAUCUAUCACAUCCUGAUGCAGAACUUAGAUUGCUUGAAGUUUUCUAUCACAAGAUUUAUAAGAUUUUCCGUGUCAAUGAAAAGAUUGAGAACAUUAAUGAUCAAUAUUGUGCACUUCGAGCAGAGGAGAUUCCUGAAGAAGAGAAAAACCUUGGCUCGCAUGAUCGGUUGAUCCAUGUUUAUCAUUUCUUGAAAGACACAACUCAAAAUCAGCAAGUUCAGAAUUUUGGACAUCCUUUUUUAUUGGUUAUCCGUGAGGGUGAGACAUUGGCUGAAGUCAAAUUGCGAAUACAGAAAAAGUUGCAAGUUCCAGAUGAGGAGUUUUCAAAGUGGAAGUUUGCAUUUUUGUCGUUUGGUCGUCCUGAGUACCUUCAAGAUUCAGAUAUUGUAUCCACUCGGUUUCAGAGAAGGGAUAUCUAUGGUGCAUGGGAGCAAUAUCUCGGACUGGAACACAUCGACAGUGCUUCAAAAAGGUCGAACACAGCCAAUCAGAAUCGUCACGAGAAGGCUGUAAAAAUCUAUGAUUAGAAAAUCAUUUCAUCUUGACCAGUCGUCAAUUUAAUAGUACCAUAUGCAGCUGCACUUGAAGCGUUCUGAAGGUAACAACGAGAGUGGUGAAGCUACCAAUCUUCUAAAGGGUAGUCUGUUGAAAACCAUAAUUUUUUUAGCUGAGGUGGUGGGGGUGGUGUAUAGCCUUCAAUAGUGAUUUAAACUCGUCUUUUGAGCAAACAAAUCUUUUGAUGGUUAGGAGAUUGAAUUUGAAAUUCCCAUUUUGGGGUUGGGUUUUGUAUAGAAGAUAUAGAAAUGUAGGUAUACUUAACUCUUUUCUAUGGCCCACUUCACCAUUGUGGGAUUUUUAUUUGCUUCAGUUGGUGAAGCUUUUUCCAUAGGAUGGGGAAGUGUGUAAUGCUUCUACAGGUUCUAACAUGUAAAUUUCCCUUGCGCCUUUCUUAAUCAUAGUUUUUGUUACCGUAAAGGAAAACAUUAUUUUUCCUUAUGUGUAUCAUCGUCGAAUUACCUUUGAUCA